GUUAUCAACUCUACCGACCACAGCCAUUUCAUUUGAUUCUAUCUCUCUCUCUCUCUCUUUCUCUCUCUGUGCUUCUUUCUGUCUUCACUGGCGCUGUUUCUUUCCCAUUUUCAGAGGAAAAUCUAGUGAGCUAAACAAGCCUUCGAUUUCGAGUCUACACUCCAUAUCACGUUUCAACAACAAAUCACUCUGAAUCUGUUUAAGAAAACCUCUGCUUCUAUUAAAACCCAAGGGACACCUCUUUUUCACUCUUUUUCUGUCAUUCCAAAAUCGCAUAGAUAUUUUCAAGUUUCUCUCGGAGAUUUUUUAUAUAUUUAUUUGUCUUUAGACAUAGCAUUGGAAAUGCGGAACAGCCAGCGAUUCUUCAAGGUAUUUUGGCCGAUCGGGAAAUCGCCGGUGAUUUGAUGGAAUCGAUACUCUUUAGUGCUGUAGCUUUGGACAUUUCAUGGAGUUUAUUAUUUGCUGUAGUCUAUGUUCGGUCACUAGAUUUGAUAUUACUAAGCUCAGAUUCGCCGUCGUUGUUUUCGAGAUUGCACUGAUAUUUUUAUGCUUUCAAGCUGCUAAUGCGAACACCCAAGAGCACCCAACUCAAUGGCAAGGUCCUGAAAGAGGAGGUGGAAACAUUGUCUCACAUUCAUGCAUUCAUGAUCAGAUAAUUGAACAGAGGAGGCGACCUGGUCGCAAGGUGUACUCUGUUACCCCACAGGUUUAUGAUCAUACUGUUAUGUCAAAAUCCCUUCAUCACAAAGGGAGGGCAUUGCUUGGAAUUUCAGAAUUGCAAUUGCAGCAAAAGGAUGCAAAGCAACCUAUUAGGAUUUUUUUAAAUUAUGAUGCUGUUGGACACUCACCUGAUAGAGACUGUCGAAAAGUCGGUGACAUUGUGAAGCUUGGGGAACCUCCUGUGACUUCUCUUCCUGGCACUCCUUGCAAUCCUCAUGGUAACCCUCCAAUUUAUGGUGACUGCUGGUAUAACUGCACUUUAGAUGAUAUAUCUGGGGAGGAUAAAAGGCGCCGCCUCCACAAGGCAUUGGGGCAGACAGCUGAUUGGUUUAGGAGAGCAUUGGCUGUUGAGCCUGUGAAGGGGAACUUGCGGUUAAGUGGAUAUUCUGCUUGUGGACAAGAUGGUGGUGUGCAGCUUCCACGUGAAUAUGUUGAAGUGGGUGUUGCUGAAACAGACUUGGUUUUAUUGGUGACUACGAGACCUACCACAGGCAACACUCUUGCAUGGGCAGUGGCAUGUGAACGCGAUCAAUGGGGUCGUGCAAUUGCUGGACAUGUGAAUGUUGCUCCUCGCCAUUUGACAGCUGAGGCUGAGACAUUACUUUCAGCUACUCUAAUUCAUGAGGUUAUGCAUGUUCUUGGUUUUGAUCCCCAUGCAUUUGCCCAUUUUCGAGAUGAGAGGAAAAGAAGGCGUGGUCAGGUUACUGAACAAGUCAUGGAUGAAAAGCUUGGGCGGAUGGUAACACGUGUGGUGCUUCCGCAUGUUGUCAUGCACUCGCGACAUCAUUAUGGGGCAUUUUCUGAGAAUUUUACGGGUUUAGAACUUGAAGAUGGGGGAGGACGUGGCACAUCAGGGUCACAUUGGGAAAAAAGACUUCUGAUGAAUGAGAUUAUGACAGGAUCUGUGGAUACAAGAUCUGUAGUUUCAAAAAUGACACUGGCUUUAUUGGAGGAUAGCGGGUGGUACCAGGCUAACUAUAGCAUGGCGGACCAUCUUGAAUGGGGUCGCAACCAAGGAACUGACUUUGUUACCUCCCCUUGCAAUCUCUGGAAGGGUGCAUACCAUUGCAACACAACCCAAUUAUCAGGCUGCACAUAUAACAGGGAGGCUGAGGGUUACUGCCCUAUUUUAAGUUAUAGUGGGGACCUCCCUCAGUGGGCUCGUUACUUUCCACAACCAAAUAAAGGUGGGCAGUCCUCAUUGGCUGAUUAUUGUACUUACUUUGUGGCUUACUCUGAUGGAUCAUGUACAGACACUAACAGUGCACGAGCACCUGACAGGAUGUUGGGUGAAGUUCGAGGGAGUAGCUCCAGGUGCAUGGCAUCAUCAUUGGUACGCAAUGGCUUUGUGCGGGGUUCUGUAACCCAAGGAAAUGGUUGUUAUCAGCACAGAUGUGUAAACAACUCUCUUGAGGUUGCUGUGGAUGGUAUGUGGAAAGUGUGUCCUGAAGCUGGCGGACCAGUUCAGUUCCCUGGCUUCAAUGGUGAGCUUAUUUGCCCUGCUUACCAUGAACUCUGUAUUAUGAGUUCAAUUCCUGUACAUGGGCAAUGCCCCAGUUCAUGUAAUUUUAAUGGAGACUGUAUUGAUGGAAAGUGUCACUGUUUCCUGGGAUUUCAUGGUCAUGAUUGUAGCAGACGGUCCUGCCCUAAUAAUUGCAAUGGGCGUGGCAUGUGCCUUUCAAAUGGGGUCUGUAAAUGCAAAAAAGGUUACACUGGCAUUGACUGUUCUACUGCUGCUUGUGAUGAACAGUGCAGUCUUCAUGGUGGGGUCUGUGAUAAUGGAGUUUGCGAAUUCCGAUGCUCAGAUUAUGCGGGAUAUACUUGUCAGAAUAGCUCAACACUUCUCUCUAGCCUUUCAGUUUGCAGAAAUGUGCUGGAGAGCGAUGUGUUCAGUCAACAUUGUGCACCCAGUGAACCAAGUAUACUGCAGCAGCUAGAAGAAGUAGUUGUCAUGCCUAACUACCAUCGGUUGUUCCCUGGUGGUGCCCGGAAGUUAUUUAAUGUCUUCGGCAGCAGCUACUGUGAUACAGUUGCUAAGCGACUAGCCUGCUGGAUCUCCAUCCAAAAGUGUGACAAGGAUGGCUAUGACAGGCUUCGGGUAUGCCAUUCAGCAUGUCAGUCGUAUAAUUUAGCGUGUGGAGCAUCACUCGACUGCUCGGAUCAAACCCUCUUUAGCAGUGAAGAGGAAGGCGAGGGUCAGUGCACGGGCUCUGGAGAGAUGAAAGCAUCAUGGUUGAAUCGAAUGGGGAUUAGGUUCUUUUCAAGUAAUACUUCAUUCAAAGGGGCUUCUGUAAAGUGUAGGCAGCUGUAGUUUUCUUUUUUCUUUUUCCCAUGUUAUUAUUAUUUUUUUUCUUUAAUUUUGGCUUGUAAUUUUACAAGGGCACCAUUGUAGGAAGAGGUGGCAUGUAGUGCAAGUGUCCUAGAUGUAGGUGGUUCUCAUCCCAAAUGCUAUUUAAGAAAUUUGGAUGAGAGGCUUUCAAAGAUGAAAGCUGCAUGUAGAGAAUUGGGAAAUGUAUUCAAAGGAAAAGAACCAAAAAAAAGAAAAAAAAAAAAAAAAAAAGAAGAAAGCUUUGUUGAUGAGUGAAAGAGGUGUGGCCGAAGGCCUUUGAAGAAUGAAAAGCCUCGUCUUUUCUUGUUUCUCUA
This is a messenger RNA of Hevea brasiliensis (rubber tree), 3363 nucleotides long. RefSeq lists its product as uncharacterized. The record is from RefSeq and is a predicted model, not a curated record. Gene Ontology annotation, molecular function: metalloendopeptidase activity. NCBI's taxonomy places the organism in Eukaryota, Viridiplantae, Streptophyta, Magnoliopsida, Malpighiales, Euphorbiaceae. The coding region runs from base 446 to 3031 and encodes 861 amino acids. Gene Ontology annotation, biological process: proteolysis; cell adhesion. The transcript is spliced from 17 exons. Gene Ontology annotation, cellular component: cytoplasm; membrane.